Molecule: messenger RNA, 1296 nt
Organism: Fibroporia radiculosa
Lineage: Eukaryota; Fungi; Basidiomycota; Agaricomycetes; Polyporales; Fibroporiaceae
Exons: 6
Coding region: 1-1296 (431 amino acids)
Biological process (GO): translational termination
Molecular function (GO): translation release factor activity
Source: RefSeq, a predicted model, not a curated record
AUGAGGAAUUUCUGCCGCUCCUGCACCCAAUCCAGACCGCAGUUAUUGUCCUCUCCUCUCGUGUUUCGUUCUUCGCCAUAUCUGUUCUUCAAAGCACGAUAUCUUAGCAGUACACAAAACAACGCACUCAGUCGGUUUGAUGGUGCGCCUAUCCUUAAGUAUGUCAGGCAGAAAGUGGAGGAGCGCAGCAAGCUGCUCUCUCUAAUCUCGGAUGAUUUCUCGAAUGCGGAGGACGUCUCGUUAGCCAAGCGGAUCAAGGAUUUGGAACCGCUGGAGACUGCAUGGAAAGAGUGGUCAAACACAAGGAAGUCAUUGCAAGAAACCUUGCCACUCCUGGAUGACGCUGACCCUGCGAUGCGCGCUCUCGCGGUGGAGGAACACGCGUCUCUGUUGGAGACACUCACCAACCUCCUAGACAGCACUUUCCCUACGCUUCUUGUUCCCGCCUCUGAUACUGCCCAUUUAUCUGCCCUCGUUGAACUCAAGGCAGGCGUUGGUGGAUCUGAGGCAUCACUCUUUCUAGCUGAGCUUGUGCGCAUGUACACGCGUGCCGCGAACACUCUGGGCUGGAGGGCGACGACAAUGAGUAGUAACAUGCUUGAGGGAGGGAAUGGUAUGAAAGACGCUAUACUGGAGGUGAAAGGGGACAAAGCGUACGACGCUCUACGCUGGGAAAGUGGCAUUCAUCGUGUGCAGAGAGUACCGGCUACGGAGGCUAAUGGACGAGUGCACACGAGCACAGUAGCAAUUGUGGUCCUUCCCCUGUCAGAGGAAAAUGACUCUCAUGCUGGAAAAGACGAACUUUUCUCACCUGACGAGAUCAAAAUUGAAGUGAUGCGCGCACGCGGCGCCGGAGGCCAGCACGUUAACAAAACGGAGUCCGCUGUCCGUCUGACUCAUCUGCCAACUGGGAUCACUGUAUCCAUGCAAGAUGAACGUAGUCAGCAUCAGAACCGUCGUCGAGCAUUCCAAGUCCUUCGCGCACGUCUUAUGGACCGUAAACUGAGUCGGGAAGUUAUGGAACGACGAGCAGUGCGACGCAAUCUUGUGCGGAGUGCGGAUCGGAGCGAGAAGAUCCGGACCUACAACUAUGCCCAGGCGAGUCUUCCCCCAAUGCUAAUCUUUUACUCAGUCAUUGCUCAUACUAAACUGCAGGACCGUGUCACAGACCACAGGUUGGGUCUAUCUCUUAUGAACCUCAUGUCUGUCAUGGAAGGUGACGGACUGCAGGAGAUUCUGCAGGCACUGGAGGAAAGGUAUCGCAAUGAAAGUCUGGAGGAAGUACUAACACAGUAA